AAUUCUCCAUUGUUUCUACGUCACCCUCGGGGAUGGGCAAGUCACGUGGUACGACUUUCUUAACCUGCGGUUCUGGAAAAAAAUGGAAGAGAGCACAAACAACUUUUAAGAUGACUAUAGCCUUUAUUCCUUAUGGGAGACCAGGUACUAGGUUUGCUCACUGACCUGCAAGCCAAUGUAAGUCCUGCUGAGCACUGCCUGUGAAAGAGGGCCAAUCUCGUUCCCCAUGUCCUCAGGAGGAGGCUCCUGGGGGGGCGCUGAGCGUGACAGACAUGCCCCCCGUUAUGACCAGGUCUCCUCUGGCUCCCCACCUCGAAACCUCCGACGCCAGCGCUCCUCUGAGCUCGCCCUGAGCGCUGACCCCCUUCCCCCUCCGCCCUUGCCAGACCAGCCCCCCGUGGGCCUGGACUCGGGCGUUGAGUCCGCCCCGAGUGACGGCGAGUUGGCCGCUGACCCGGCACUGGACAUCAAGCCCGUGCACCGUUUCAUCCCCGACUCCUGGAAGAACUUCUUCCGGGGAAGCAACCGGAGCAGUAACAAGCUCUGGUCCAUGCCAUCGAACCGGAACAACAACAACGCCGGGAGCAACACGACCUCCAACGGCAUCCGCUGCUCCCCGCCGCACUCCCCCUCCAUCCCUGGCUCCUUCCGCGACCAAUACGGCGGCUCGGGCGGCAGCUACAACUCCCGCAAGGAGCGGGAGGCUAUGCUGGACGCAGAGCUGCCCGAGUCUCUAAUGGACGCGACUGUGCGGACGGCGCACACGGGCUUGACCUACGGCGAGCGCGUGGAGGAGUACCACCUUCGCUACUCCUACAUGAAGUCGUGGGGGGGGCUGCUGCGCAUCCUCGGCUGUGUGGAGCUGCUGCUGGGUGCGGCAGUCUUCGCCUGCGUAUGUGCAUACAUCCACAAGGACAACGAGUGGCACAACAUGUUUGGAUUCUCCCAGCCAGGGAUGUAUGGAGGAUCCUAUGGAGGCUAUGGGGGCUCAGGGUAUGGCGGAUACUACUACACCGGGCCCAAAACUCCCUUUAUUCUGGUUGUGGCAGGAUUGGCUUGGUUGGUGACUGUGAUCUUACUUGUUAUGGGAAUGACCAUGUACUACCGCACCAUCCUGCUGGACUCUAACUGGUGGCCCUUGACAGAGUUUGUGAUUAACUUAGCCCUGGCACUACUUUACUUAGCAGCCGCAAUCGUGUAUGUGAACGACACACGAAGGGGUGGACUGUGCACUUAUCCCAUGUUCAAUACCCCCAUCAACGCACCAUUUUGCCGUGUUGAGUCUGGGCAGACAGCUGGCAUCAUUUUUCUUUUUGUCACCACAUUGGUGUACUUGAUUGGCGCCAUAGUGUGUCUCAAACUCUGGAGACAUGAGGCGCGAAGGCUGCACAGGGAGAAGUAUGGGCAUGAGAUGAUGCCAAGGGAGACAGCUGAUGGAAGACUUCCGCAGGUUGUGAUGGCUGGCACAAGGGGCGCUGAACCCAUGCCAAUCUCGGAGAUGUCUAUCCAGGCUGAAGCAGCUGCUCCUGCUGCUCUCAAGCCCAAGGUUGUGAAGGGUCACAUCCCAUCUGGCUACAUCCCCAAGCCUGUGGUCAUGCCUGAUUACAUUGCUAAGUACCCCGGUAUUCGCACCGAUGAGGAGCGGGACCAGUACAGAGCUGUGUUUAAUGACCAGUAUGCAGAGUACAAGGAGCUGCAUGCUGACGUCCAGGUCACGCUCAAGAGGUUUGAUGAGAUGGACGCCAUGAUGCGGAAUCUCCCUCAGCAUGUCAACAGUCAAAUGGAACAUGAUCGUAUAAAUAAAAUUCUUCAUGAGUACCAGAGGAAGAAAAUGGAUCCAACGUUCCUGGAGAAGAAAGAGCGGUGUGAGUAUCUGAAGAACAAACUCGCCCAUAUCAAGCAGCGGAUCCAGGAAUAUGACAAGGUCAUGGAGUGGAACGACGAAAUGUCCUCCAAACCAAAUGGGAGCCCACCUCCCUAUGAAUUGGAAAAUGAAUACAAUGUGGCAUCACAGCCAGCUUAUUCCUACUAUGCCGACGAUGAGAUCCAGCACUUCUAUCGUUGGAACUCACCCCCAGGGAUCAUCAAGAUCAUGUCCAGCAUCGGCAUCAUCCUGUGUGUGGGCAUCUUUGCCUGUGUGGCCUCCACCCUGGCUUAUGACAACACCACUGCGCUUGGAGGAUUUGGGGGAUAUGGUGGUGGGGGGGGAUAUGGUGGUGCAGGAUAUGGCAGUGGGACCUAUGGUGGUUCCUAUGGAGGAGGCGGAUUUGGAGGUUACAACAGUGGGGGAUUCAACUAUGGAGGCUUAGACUACAACAACGACCCCAGGAAAGGAAAGGGCUUCAUGAUGGCAAUGGCAAUCCUCUCCUUCCUGGCCCUCCUGAUUAUGUUCAUCAUGGUCAUCUCCCACCAGCGUGUGUCCCAGGGCAGGAAGUUUUAUUUGGCCAUCAUCAUCGUCUCUGCCAUACUGGCCUUUCUCAUGUUCAUUGCGACCAUAGUGUAUCUAGUAGCGGUCAAUCCCAUGGCCCAGUCGUCCGGUUCGGUCCAGUAUACCCAAGUCCAGGCUUUGUGUGCUCAAUAUCAACAACCACAGCAAGUUGGGGUGUUCGUCAACCAGUAUCUGUACCACUAUUGUGUGGUGGAACCCGAGGAGGCCAUAGCCAUCGUGCUAGGAUUCAUUGUGACUACUGCACUGAUCAUCAUCCUGGUGUUCGCGGUGAAGACCCGGCAGAGGAUCAACGCUUAUGGGAAAGACAACAUUCUGUGGAGGCGGGUGAAGGUCGUCGAGGACCCCAAUGCUGUAGGAGAUGUGGAGGCAUGGGUAAAUGAUAUGUCUGCUGUUCCUGAGCCAGUGUUGAAUGCUUUCCCUGAGAAGUUUGGGGGGUCCAGAAAUUACCUAGAUGAGGACAACUCUGACUACAAGCCUCCAUACAGCGCCAGUCCAGUAGUUGCUGAGGAGAUCCCACUGCGCAGUGCUGCCCCCUACAGUAGUGGCUCGGAGAGACCCAGCUCCUCUGGAAGGCCCAAGAAGAAGCAAGGUGGUCGGCACGCAGAUGGUUACGAAACCGAUGGCUACAUGUCCUCUGGCGACGAGCUGGAUGCCGAUGAUUUCUCCAGCGAGUUCCCUCCCAUAGAGUACGAACACGAGAGGGACGAGUACAAGCGUGUGUUUGACGAUGACCAUCUGGAAUACAAAGACCUGCAAGCCGAGCUGGACGCAAUCAACAGGAAAAUGGCUGAGGUGGACCGUGAACUUGAUGACCUUCCAGAGGGGAGCCCCCAGUUCCUUGAUGCCAUGGAUGAGUACAAUGAACUGAAGAACAAAAAGAAGAGUUCAGACUACCAGUUGAAGAAGAAGCGAUGCAAGUAUCUGAAGUCCAAACUGAGUCACAUCAAGAAGAUGGUCAGCGACUUUGACCGAAGAGGGUAAAUUUAUCAUGGCACCAAAUGAGCCCUCUUGAAGUGGUUUCUCUUCCUCAGAGAAGACCAGUGGGAGGUCCUGUAUAAGGGUGAACCAUGUUGACCAGUUUGUGCACACCCUGUGGUCUCUCUCCAAAAUGAGCAAAUGAGGUGAAUGGAUGGACCUUAUAUAUUAUAUAUAGUUAUAAUAUAGAUAUAGUGCUAAGAGUCCUCCACUCAACCAAAGAUAACCACACUGAUUUGCCAUGACAAGCGAUCUGUAUUUCAGAGAUCCAAGUGUUUUGUUUUUUUUGUUAAUUGUUGCAAGAUACUGUUAUUUUUCCCAUCAAUUCUGACCUCUUGAUUCUCAAUAAGCUUUUUGUAACUUGAAUACCGGUACUCACUAUUCUUUGUAAGCUUUUACUGGAGCCUAUGGAUUAAAUGUUUUUUGAAAUGGUUUAAUGGGAACUGAUAACUCCGAUGGUGAUUAUACAUGGAACUGUAAAAGGGCAUCAAGUCAAAACUGACAGGCUAAUACAAAAGGGGAUUUUGAUGGCUAACAAAUCAGUUAGCUAUGCACAGAAUCAUUUUCUUUUUGCAGCCAUCACUGCAGAAGCAAUCAUUUAUACUAAACAGUAUAAUAGACUAGACAUUCUUUGUUUUAACUAUAUUUAUAAAGAUGUAAAUGUAGGUUACAGAGAAGUGCUUUUUGAAACCGUGCUUUUUGAAACCAUGUUUUAAAUACUUUUACAAUACUGUACAGUGUGUUUUAAUGUAAUUAAUUUUUUUUAGUUCAAUUUGUGUCAAGAGUGAACAACAUGGAUUUGUACAUUUUUAUAUGUAAAUUUUAAUAAAAACCCUUAGGUUGAUUCAA
This is a messenger RNA of Alosa alosa (allis shad), 4273 nucleotides long. Its product is annotated as MARVEL domain-containing protein 2-like. Lineage: Eukaryota; Metazoa; Chordata; Actinopteri; Clupeiformes; Clupeidae. The record is from RefSeq and is a predicted model, not a curated record. Gene Ontology annotation, biological process: bicellular tight junction assembly. Gene Ontology annotation, cellular component: apical plasma membrane; cytoplasmic vesicle; bicellular tight junction.